AUCGACGCUGCGAAAACUGCUGUUGGUGGCUGUCUACUUCCUGAAUUUACCACAACACAUAAAAUCGACCGACUGACUGGAGCUAAAAACCGACUAAAACCGACAUUAUUUCACCCACAUAACCCAGGGAGGUGCCCCGAGUUUCAGCCCCACCACCAACGGCUUGUCUUGAGGAGGGUCCCCGCCGCCCUGUCGCCGCGAUGGUGGAGACUCCAGCCGGCUGUCUGUUUGAAGACAUCCAGUAUGAGGACAUCCAAGUAGAAGCGGUAAACUUACUCACUGUUACAACACAGAGACACGGCUGUGACUAACCCUAGCUGUGAAGGAAUGAUGGAGAAAUGUAAGAGUUUAAUUGAAGCUUCGUGUCCUCUGUGUUCGUGAACACAUCAGACUGCCUGUCUAACAGCACGGCCAACUGUCCUUCAAUGGAAAGCACAGUCUGAGUUUGUUACACUCAAGUAUGGAUAACGUAUCAGAUAAACAGCAUUUAAAGCACUAUAUAAGGCGUUUUAACAAUCACAGCUAGGCCCCAGAUUUUACAGCACAUGAUUAUGAAACUUAAGGUGUAGGUGCUGAAAUGUUAAAGUCAUAAAAAUACACCUUUUAGCCCUGAUGGGACUAAGUUUACACAUUCAGCCCAUUCGCCUGAUAUUCAGGUCUGUGUUGUGUUUAACGGGGACAGACAAACUUCUGUCUGAAAGUGUUACAGAAAGGAUCCUUAGUGAGCUUUUAGAUAAAGAUAAACCAUUUAAACAGGCACCACUUUCCCCAUAGCGGCAAAACUGCAGCUGCUUCAACUUUCACAUCUGGGUAGCUGCUAUUCUUACUGUUUUUUUUUUUUUGGUUUGUUUGUUUUUUUAGGGGGGGCUUUAAAAUAAAUUGGAUCCAACAGAGUUUCUGCUUUCUUGCCCUAAACUACAAAAUCAAAGUUAUCAACCAGAGCAGAAGUUUACAAGAAACUCCUGUGUCCAGCAGAGUCACAUUGAAGCUGCCGUCUGUAUAUUUUGAUAAUGGUUUGACGGCUGUUUCUGGGGUCAAAGAAUUAUCUCCCCCUUUAACAAAGAGGUCUAUCUCUGUAGGAAACCUUUCUUUACUGUUAACAGACAAUCUGAGCCUGUUAGUGACAUGUUAAGUAUUUUUUAGUUGUGUCAGAUGUUGUCCUGUGCAUAAGAGCUGCAUAAUGAAGCAGUCAGUCAACAGGAGUGAAUCAAAAGGUUUGCAUGUCUUGAAAUAUUUGGAAGUGUCUGAUCGUUGUCGUUGUCUGUGGAGCUGCAGCAGCUGACUGACUCUUCAUGUCGCCUUUGUAUUUUUUUACUCAUUAUCUGACACAACUUUGGAUUAAACUGAGACCAAACGAGUGGAGCUUUUCACAGAAGCAUCAGCCCUGAUCUGAAAUCCAUAAAACAACCUGAUUUGUUUCUCUUUUUUGCUAUUCAUUAAAAACUCAUCAAUUAUAGGCUAAGAUAAACAUGUAUACUACAAUAUAAUUUGCCUUGAGAAAUGUAUUUUUACAUCACUGUAUACAUCAGAAAGUCUUGUGAGGAUAUGUUACUUAUCUGAAUAUUCUGAUUUGUUGAAAAUUUUCACAAAAUCUCACCUCUUUUUAAUUAAAACAACAAACAAAACAUUUAAAUAUCAGUGUUAAAAUCCACCUGUCUGCUCCCUCAGUCGUCUGUUAAGCGACAGAUACUAACUUUUCAACAAUUAAUGAUGAUAUUGUGAGAGCAGCUCAUCUGAUGGCUGAUGAAGAUGCCAAUAUCACGUUUUUGUUGUUGUUGUUUUUUUUCUUUUAAUAAGAUUGCAAAAGGAUCUAAAUUAAACACUGCCCAGUUACUCUUUUAGAUUUAAAAUGCCUUUAGAUGUGAAAAAUAUGUUUUCAUUCAUAAAGAUGGUUUUAAAAUCGGUCUUCAUGGUGUGAUGCAAAUAUGAUGUUGAUUUGGCAUUUAUCAGCCUGAUUAGGGAGUCUGUCUCUAACACAGUCCCUAAGAAAACAAAGUGAUCAGAUGCAUGCUGAAUCAAUAAUUUUAAGAACAAGUUAAACAUAUUCCCAUGAAGUCAUGAGGUGGUUUGACUCCCCUCCUUUCUCCUCCCACCUCCUCCUGUCUCUCUCUCCAGCUGUCCCAUUAAGUCAUCAGAAAUGAUUUAAGUGUUCCUCCGUGUGUUUACAUGUUAUGUUUCUUCAGGCUGUGGGCAGAGGGACAUUUGGGGUCGUCUUUAAAGCCGUCUGGAAAGGAAAGGACGUCGCCAUCAAGACUAUUGAGAGUGAGAAUGAGAGAAACGCUUUCCUGGUGGAGGUGUGUAAAAAAGCUUUUGUCUGCAUGACAUGAAACCUGCAGACUGUCAGAUACUUUAAUCAUGUUUAAAAACCAGAAGAAGCGAAGAUAUCCGGUACUUUUACAGGAGGAAGUCUUAACUUCCUUUAAAGUUUGUAACACGCCUCUAAGACUUCUUCUUUAAAACUGGAAAUGAAUGAAGUCGAUAAAACUAAAACUUGACUUUGGAUUGUGAUAAAAGUUUAAUCCCACUGAAGACAGAUUUUUAUAAAGGUAAUUUGUUUUAGUAUCAAACAUGUAAAAUGUCUUACCGAGGGUAAAAUCCUACAUCACUUUCAGGUUAAGAAAUAAAAAUAUGUGUUUCUUCAUGACAUACUUGUGUCAUGUUCAGAAUUAGGCUCAGGAACUAUCAAAGCAAAGAAUAAAAGCAAGUGAGAUGUUCAAUGACAUUUCUUAAUUCUGUAAUUCUCCUCAGAUGAUAUUCAGUUUCUCUCUGAUUGUGCAGCAGUGCUGUGGUGUAUUCAGGGAACCUCUGACAUUAAAUUUUUAAAAGAACUUUGAAAAUCAAAGUUUUAUUAAAGUGAAAAAAAAAAAAUAUAUAUAUAUAUAUAUAUAUAUAUAUAUAUAUAUAUAUAUAUUUAAUAUCAGUGUAUUUAUUGAAGACAUUAGAAAGGCAGAUGACUCUUUUUUUUUUUAGGUCAUACUGACACGGUCUCUGUAAUGAUAUAUAAUUAAUGCAUUAAUAAUUAUCUUUAUGUUGAAAUGAAUGUUUUUGUCUGUGCACAGCUCCGGCAGCUCUCCAGAGUGAACCAUCCAAACAUAGUGAAGCUGUAUGGCUCCUGUGACAACCCAGUAUGAAUUGAGCUUUUUAACACUCUGACUAAUUGUUAUUGUUUUUAAUCCUAGAAUGAGUUUUUCUGUCAUUUAUAUACAACCUCAGUGUGUCUAUCACACCACCAUCAUCAUAUUCACAUCAAGUAGAUGCAUAUUUUUAGCCUUAGACAUACAUAUAUUUUGGAAUAUCCUAAUUUGGUAUUAUAAAUUAUAUUAUACUAUGUAACAUGUCUCUUUUAUUCUUAAUAUUUUCCCUUUUUAAAUAAACCACACUUUUAUAAAUGCAGCGACAGUCAACAACAUUUUGAGUCACAAAUCUGUGUCAGUCAUGUCUGCUCCGUCUGUUAUGAUGCGUUCAAGAAAAAACAAGCUCCUGAACAAAAAAUAACGUGUGUUUUUUUAUUCAGGUCUGUCUUGUCAUGGAGUAUGCAGAAUGUGGCUCUUUAUAUAACCGUAAGUCAUGUUGUUCAUUUCCACACUUUGCAGUACAUUCACAUUUCAAAACAUGUAAGAAAACCCUCAUAAAAAUACCAAAAGAUGUGGAUAUAAAGAUUAAAUACAAUAACUGAAAUAUGCAGGAAAGUAUUCAUUACAAAGCAACACCAAGCUAUUUAUUAUUAUCUCUUGUAUUUAUGUAUUUAUUCAAUAGAGUCAGAAACUAACACUGUAAGUGGGUGUUCAGAUCAAAAUACUAGUGAAAAAGAGAAACACCUGCAGAGUAAAUGCUGUCAAUUUGAGUUCAUUACAUUCCUGUAGUAGCACCAGUUCAUCUGUUUUUUUGAGUCUCAGUUUCACCGUAAAUAGUAAGUUGCACAGAGGCUUCACUCUGGCCUACCACAGGAGUGCAAAUCUGAAAAAGAAACCAACUCUCCUGAUAUUUAAACUCAAUUUGCUGGGCUGAAUUUAGCCUUAAUAACAUUAGGAUGCAGAGUCUCAGUGUCACUGUUAACAAUGAGUUACACAUCUUUAGUUUGCUGCAAUAAAAACAUCAUGAUGCAGAUUAGUCUAAAGUCCAGCUUUGUCAGGUCUUGAAAAUGUUUGUUGAAUGGAAGUCAGGUCCCUAAUUUAUGAUGCAUUCAGGGAAGUCAGGAAAUCUAAAGUAAAUGUUUGAUUGUUAGCUGAACUUCAUGCUAAUAUCUGUCUCCUUAGAUUGCAAUGGAGUGUGUUCUGCCUGUUUUUGCUCUACAUACAGACCUGAUUGAUCAAAACUACUUAGAUUUCAAACAGAAACCAGAACAGUAUCCAGAAUCUAUUAACAGAGACCUGUUUGAAUGGAAAGUGUACUUCAUCACAUUUGUGGUCUUAUGAUCUCUCUGUCUGUAUUUCUGUUUUUUUUUUGUACCUCCAGUCCUCCACAGCGCAGACCCGCAGGCUCACUACACAGCAGCUCACGCCAUGAGCUGGUGUCUGCAGUGUGCACAGGGAGUGGCAUAUCUGCAUGCCAUGAAGCCAAAAGCCUUAAUCCACCGAGACCUCAAACCGCCAAAGUAAGAGUCUCUGAAGGGUCAUUAAAGUCAAGGUUACCCACAAAAGUAGGAUCACUGACUGCAAAAACCCCCAAAACAUCCUGGGCUUAAGUAAAGGUCUGACCCCUGUCCUGUGCUGUGCCUCAGUCUGCUCCUGGUGGCUCGUGGGACGGUGCUGAAGAUCUGUGACUUUGGGACAGCCUGUGACAUUCAGACCUACAUGACGAAUAACAAAGGCAGUGCCGCCUGGAUGGCUCCAGAGGUGUUUGAAGGUAAAAGUCAAACACUGCUUUCACUUUUUACUCAAACGCAUGGUCGUGGUCGGGUUCAUAUUAAUCUGCCAUGUAAAGUGCCUCAGUGAAUACAGCUAAAUCCUUCCACUGGAGACAGGGAGGGAGAUUCACUUGGAAACAAUCUGCUCUAGUGAUAUUCAAGCUCAUGAAACCCCCGAAGUUCUGCAGAUCUGUACACUUUGCUCUUGUGUUGUGUCUGGUUUUGGAGAUGAGCUGUUAGCAUCUCUUCUUUCCAGAGCACAGAGCUCCACUCUCAUUGUGGUGGUGAUUAAAGAAUAAAAAGGCCAACAUGAGCAAAUGUGACCAGUUUGUUUGUCAGUUUGUGGACAGAUAUUGGGAUUUUGAGGGCUGAUACCGACACUGAUCAAGUGUAGUGUGCUCUGCAAUUUUUCAGGCAGUAACUACAGCGAGAAGUGUGACGUGUUCAGCUGGGGGAUCAUCCUCUGGGAGGUCAUCACACGCAAGAAACCAUUUGAUGAAAUUGGUGGCUCGGCGUUCUGUAUCAUGUGGGCCGUCCACAGAGGUGAGAGAAAACCUGCACCAAGGACAGUAACAGCUGAUUUAGUGGGGUCUCGUUCUAGUGGUAUUUAACUGAUGCUGACAGCCCCUCAACAAGAGUUUCCUGUUUCACAGGUACACGUCCUCCUCUGAUUAAAGACCUACCUGAGCCCAUUGAGACUCUGAUGACCCGCUGCUGGGACAAAGAACCGAGCCAGAGACCAUCCAUGGAGGAGGUGAAGAACACCAUGAGCCAACUUAUGAAGGUAAAACCCCCAAAUUAAACCCUCUCGUUUGGUUUUGCGUGUUGUUUGCACAGUUCAAAUAGGCCUGACCUGUCAGUCAGCUGUUUUAGUCCAGAUUAAAAGCUUCCUUUGAAUUGCAGAUUUGGGGUUUUAUGCAUAAUUAUUGCACAUGCACAAACAGGGCGUGAGGGUUAGGGUUAGGGUUUUAAAUGCUAUACCCCGAGCAAAUAAGUGCAAUUAUUCCUAGAAAAACCUAAAAUCGACAAGAUCCUUGGAAUAAGUCAGACUCACUGAAAACAAACCUGGUUUCACUCGUGAUCAGGAGAAUGAAUCAGUCCCCCAGCAGGUAUGAGAGUGAGCUCUCACUCACUAAUCCUUGUUUUUGGACCUUCCAGUACUUUCCAGGCUCUGAUGAACCUCUCAAGCUCUCUCAUCAGUCUUCAGCCAACAGGAGUGGCUCUUCGUCAGCCGCCAGCUCAGGUAGAAUAAAUGCUAUGCAGCUUCAAAUGAUGCAAAGCGUAUUUCAGAAAACUUCAAAACAUAUGUCUGUUUAAUCCAGUUUAUUAAGAAUGCAGAAAACUUUAUUGAUCAUAAAUGAGUUUGUACCUUUUGCAGGCUCGUACGCUGACUUCACCUUCAACAGCAACAGGAGCGACGACAACUCAGAGCACAGAAACUCGACAGGACGAGAAGAGACGCUUAAGAGUUUUGAGGCCAAGUUCCCUCUGCAGUUCAAACCCUCAAAGGUACUUUAGAUUAACUUUAUCUAUAAAACUAUAUUUAACAAAGUUAUGAGGGACUUAACCUGUAUCAGUCAGGAUUUGAGCAGCUGGACAAACAUCCUCAUUCAUUAGCAGACAGAAUGAAAACUGUGAGAUGGUUUUCCAGCAUUGAUACAGUUUUUUGUCACAGUGAAGUUUAAAAACUUCCAGAGGUAAAACCAUAAAAAGUGUUCAUUCUGUCAGAGCUGAUGAUUUCUAUCCUCUCACCCUCAGACGUCCACUCUACGUACUGGUCUGUCCAGAGUUUCCAGCAUAGAAAGCCAACCUGGACUGUCCCAAAGCCCCACCCACAGCACCAGCCCUGUGACCACAACCAGCCAAUCAGAGCUCAGAAUGACCUUCAGUCCUACAGGUAAGCAGCCCGAUGCAAGUCUGCUGAGAUGCUGUGGCUGUCAGUUGAUCUUAAAGCCAAAUUCAAAUUCUCAGGGGUGAGGGAAGACAGUCCAGCAGCCAGGUAAACACCUAGAACAUACAGUAUAAAGGUGUGUGUUCACAGGUAAAAACGCCACUGUAACAGGGUUAGAAGAGGUUCAUCCACAUGCUCUUUUAUUUAUUCUAUCCGUGGCUCUAAAUCAGAAAUCAAUAGCUGUAUCAUGUGUGUCAAGAAAGUUAAAGAGCCUCAGAAAAUAAAAGAUGAUUUAAACCAGUGAGAUAAAAAAUGAAUAUGUACACCCCCUUUGAACAGCAGAGGGUGCUAUCUGCCUUUAUCCUCUGUUAUUGGACAUCCUUUUGUCUUCUCUGCCUGUAUCUGAACAAAGGUGUGCAGACACGGUGGUAGAAGGUAAAUAUUUUGCAGCUGUGGAUUCAUCAUCAGUGUUUCCCACACAUUGACGAUAGUUGAGCAGUUUAAAUUAAGGAGAUCUGAUUAUUAUUAGCUAAUUUUCUUAAAGUAAGAUCGCUACUGCUGGCAGUAAGUGGGUUAUCAGUGGAGGGUGGUAUUUGUUGCCUAAAAGGGUUAAAAAAAAUCAUCAACAAUAGUGAUGAGUUUAUUAGUUAUCUGUAAAACCUUAAACAGCUGGAAGGGGGAGAUGUCGGUCAGAUUGAUUUCCUGCAUGCUAAAGAAAAGUCUAUUUCCAAAAUUGAGUCGUAUAUUUUAACGUUAAAAUAAAGCAGGGUUAAGACUGUCCUGUUUGAAAACAAGACUUAAUCAUCAGAUUAGAGGCACUCAACAUAUACUGAAAGUUUAUUGCAGGAGCUUUAAGAAACAUCAUAUCCUGAUUCCAGAAGCUGGAGGAAGACCUUAUCUACCCAGAGGACCAUGAAAGAAAGGGGUAUUUGAGAGGUUUCAUUGGAUAAAACGGGGACAAAUACAAGCCUCACUAAGAACAGUUUAAUUGAGCAUCUCUUCUUUAAAACUCAAAACUCAUAGUGUGAACCAACAUCCUGUAUCAUAAUGUAAACUGAGUUUAUUGUUUGUAAUACAACAACAUGAUUGGCUUAAAACAUAUAAAAAUGUGUUAGAGCAAAUAAGUUACAGAGAGAUCGAGCCUUUGAAAAACCUUUUUAUGAAGAGAACAAGCUUCAAAAAAACACUGAAGAACAGCAGAGCUCAUAUUCAACAAACUCUUCAUUACCUGGACCUUCAGAACUAAGAAGCACUUUUAUUUUGAAAGGUCUGAGGUUACAGUAUGUAACUCUGAUUGGAUUGAAUAAUGAGAAAACUAUAAGUAAACAGUCCUUCGUUUAUUCCUAAAAUCAUCUGGAUAAUUCAACUGCACUUCAUGAUGCAUUCUCCUCUCUGAACCAUUAGGGGGCAAUACAGUGCAGCCUACAAGAGUUAAUGUCCGUGCAGGUGUGGGGGCUCUCUAGUGACACAAUAACACAGGCAGGUGUGUGUGUUUGUGUGUUUCAGCGACCAAUGGUUUGGACAGCUCCAUCCCCCUGGCUUACCUGAAACUGGACCAUCAGCUCCAGGUGAGACACUUUUUAAAGUCUAUAACAAUAAAAAAAAUGGGUCUGUUAUUUUGCACGUUUAAUGUGACAGAGAACUUGUUUGCAUUCAUUGUUUAAAAUAGUUAAAGAAUGAAAUAUUCAGCUGAAAUAUUUGCUUUGUUUGGCUCUGUUUGUAUCAUUACAUCUAUAUUUUUGCACCGACAUGCCGACACAAUGACUGUAAGAAGAAAAAACAAAGAAUUUGACCCAUGAAAAACAGAAGAAACUGCAUGAACUGCUUUAAAACUUAAUAUUUUUUACUUUAAUGCCUCUUUUCAAACCCUGGUUUGUAGCUUUGAACUUAGGUCAGAAAUAAUCAGACUUUGACAAAUGAUACAAUAAAUAAUAUUAUACUGCACAUGAUGUUACAAUAAUAAUGAAAUGCAUAUUCUUCCAUGUAUUUACCACCAUCCAGCCUGUUAAUAUGGUAGUAAGGAGGUCUGCUUUGUGUUUGUAGCUCCUCCAAGGUGACUCAAAUCUUCUCCUGAAGUGACGUAAUAUCAGGGGGAAUUUACAAAGGCAUGCGUGCAGAAACACUCUGACUUUACCUUUUGCUACCUUGGCUUUGCACUAUCUUGAAAUUGAGAGUUUGGUCCUAAAUGUUUGUACCAUGGCUGAAAUAAACAAACAUUACUUAUGCCGGAGCCCAGAGACUCUGUUUGCUCUUAGUGAAUCUGAAGAUUUAUUUUGGUUUAAUGCCACAGGUGAAGCAGGUGCUAAAGAUGCAGCUGUUUUUGUGAGUAACUCUCUUAAGGUUUCUCUUUCAGCCUCUGGCUCCAUGUCCAAACUCCAAAGAAUCGAUGGCCGUGUUCGAGCAGCACAUCAGGAUGGCUCAAGAAUUCCUUAAAGUGCAGUCAGAGAUCUCUCAGCUUGUUCGAAGGAAGUAAGUCACCUUAUACACACGUUUUUAAUUUUUCCGAAUGUCUGAAGACUCGUGAUGUAUGAAGCUUAACCACAGUGAAAUCCACUCAUAAGUCUGCUCACCUUUACACCAGUCAUGGAUUUUACGGAUUUAAUUCAUGUAGAGUUUUGGUUUUAUUUCCACAAUAUCAUAGUUUAUCUCAGUCUUUGUAAGGUUUUGCUAACUGUAGUUGUCUUUUGUUGGAUCAGUUGGAGUCAGUCAGAGAUUGAGUCAAAACUCUCUUGGACAGUUCUAUGAUUCCUCCUGAUUGGCUUAAUUUCAGUUGGGGGAGAGAGCCCCUCCCUGUUUUCAGCCACCUUUGUUGAAACUGUGUUUCUUGAGGGCCUAAAUAUUGCAAGAGUCAACUCAAAAGCCAUGAAGAAAAAUGCAAUGAAUCACAUUUCAACAGCACAAGUUCCCUCCUGAAUACAUGUUUUUCCAUUAAACUGAACUCAUGCUAAAAUUUGCAGAAGGACUCAGGGUCUGAAUGUGAGUCUGAACAAGAUGUAUAUUUAGCACCUUUGUCUCUGAAUCCUUGACCCUUUUCUACUGCAGCAAUUUAUUAACUCUCAUCCAAUCAUAAUCCUCCGUCUGACUUUGUUUGAGUGACUUUUACACUGAAGUGAACAAAGUGCAGAUUCAAUGCGAGACUGAGGAAAUAAACUGCCCUCAGAUGAACAUAAAGAGGUUAAUGUCUGAAGAACAGGUUUGAUAUAUAUUUCAUGUCCUUUUAAAAUAUUGUCCCGUAUGCCCUUUAAAGCUGCUGUGAGAAUGUCUUGGUUUCUGUUGGUUUUUGCACCCCCUGUGGUCAAAGUGAUAUUUGUUACUUACUGUCCCAUACACGUGAAAGUAGUGUCUUAGAUAAAAACCUAAUCCUGGUGUCUAUUAACAGUAAGAUGUAUCACUCACAGUGAGUGUUUGUCAUCUAAAAAGACAAAAAGCCAGCAAUCAAUCAUUUUCUCUUGCCUCCUCUACAUCAGGAGGAGGUCAGAGGAUUGGUACUCAGGGAGAUCAAGAAUUGUUACUACACUGACCUUUCUAAAUACUGUAAAUAAUGUCCUUCUGGGUUUGGUCUACCUCCCCCUGACAGAGUUUGUAUGUGUUGGUUCAGACAGGAGCUGAUGUCAGAGCUGGAGCAGGACCAGAGGGAGCAGCAGACGUCCUCCAGACUCAUCCAGGAGCACAGCAAGCUGCUGGAGGACAACAGCAGCUUGUCAGCCCACGUUCAGGGCUUAAAGAGCAAACUGAGCCUGAUCAAGAGCCAGAGCCAGCAGCACAGCUAGGACGCCACCACAGGAGACAUGGUUAUGUGCGCGCUCGCCUUUUAACAAGAGGAGUCCCUCCGUGAACCGAGUUUAAAAUAGAGCCCAUAAUCCUGAAAGAGUUCACUCUCACUUUGAACCAGGGCUGUCCAGAUACAGCGGUAUUAAUGAAAAAAACAUGCUUAUGGAAACACCCUGUCAAUAAGAGGUUCAUGGUGGGGGGCGAUAGUGGGUCUAUACGCUGAAUGCUGAAACAAAGGGAAGACAAAAAAGCAGUAGCAGCUCUUCAAAAGACGGUCAGACAGUUUAAAACAUUUUUUUUUAUUUAUUUUGAAAUCAUAAACAAAAGAGCUUACACCUCUUUGGGGAGACUAAAAUAUUAAACGUUAAUGGCUUCUGACGCUUCUUUUAACUGUUUUUAUUCAGUUCUGUCACUGGCAGAAGCACAGACUUAUUUCAAAAUAAAAGCAUGCUUCAUAAUACAAGAAAUAAAGUAACCUAAACUUAAGUCUUUAAAAAUGUCAGAACAGAAAUGUCACAUAUAGUCAAUCAGUAAUAUCAGUCUGUGAAUUAACAUGUCCUUCAUUCAUGACUAAAAUCAUGUUUUUCUAAGUUUCUAUAAAUAUGAAAAUGUCCAGAUAUAGAUUUUUGGCCUCAAUGAGAAAGGUGAAAAUAAAACAUCAUGACUGUAGACAAAAAUGAAUCAAAACAGAUUCCGAUGUUUGGGGGAACUUUAAUCUUAAUCAAAUAUUUAGUGAAAAACUUUUGAAGGAGUUUUCAAAAAAUUUUCAAAGAACAGAAAAGGCUCUCUGGAAUAGCGACGAUAAGGCAGCUAUCAGCUCAUAGAUCAGAGUCUCAGGAGUGACAAUAAAAAGAGAUGCUUUAAAAGCUUUUCAAGGAAGAUUGUAAGUUGCAGAAAAACAAACAUCACAUGUCCAAAGCAUUCUGCAUCCUCUUGAAUUUUUAACACAGAUGAAGUGCAGCGCUUGUCUCAGAGAUGGAUGUUUAUGCUUCACAUGAACUCGUCUGGGUUCAACAACUUCGUUUCAAAUACUUCUAUUCAGAUUCAAAAUUCACUGUGAGAAAACCUAACGAGGUUAACAAGAUCAUUUAGUUUAGAGAGAGCAGCUACUGAAUCCAUCCAGACUUCAUUAUUUCUGAUCAUAUAGUCACCCUUAAAGUUUUUAUUUGUUUUCAUCUUUAACAGGGAGACUAAGAGACUCUAGUGGAUUUUGUGAACCCUGAACUGGACUGGUAUAUUUCACCCAGAGGUUGAGAGACUUGCCAGAGUUUUUGAAAUGUAUUUACAGGUGUGCUUUACAAAUCCUCCCUGUUAUUUGUUCAGUUUAUUACACACGUGUUAUAGUGUUUGAUAACAAAGAGAAAAGGGGUAAUUUUACAGGGUUUUACUGUGAAACUAAAGCGAACCAAAGGAGCUUGUCUGCUCUAGAGUUGAGGACAGAAAUGCUUUUUUUAAAGCUGAUUGAAACUUAUUAAACUUUAGGGAAAGUUAACUUUGCUGAUCUUUUUACUAUUUUCUUUAGUCACUUUACUCCCCCAGCUAACAGUCAUAUAGUUAUAAUAACAUUAAGCACUCUCUCAGUUUAAACAGACCUGCACAUCUUUUACUCUCACUGUAAUAAUUAUAAGCUGUAAUAAUUAUAAUAAGCGCUGUUUGACUUAAACAUGUUUAUUCAGAUGUUGCCUUCUUGUACAGAUCAUUUUUAUCUCUUUAUUGGAGCCUGAUGGUUCCUGAAACAUUUCUCAUGUCAUUUUUAUAAUGUACAGCCUGCAGUUAUGUGCUCAAAGAAAGUAAAGAAACUCUUUUAUAGUU
Molecule: messenger RNA, 12320 nt
Organism: Xyrichtys novacula (pearly razorfish)
Lineage: Eukaryota; Metazoa; Chordata; Actinopteri; Labriformes; Labridae
Source: the annotation of a GenBank genome assembly